Molecule: messenger RNA, 932 nt
Organism: Monosiga brevicollis MX1
Lineage: Eukaryota; Choanoflagellata; Craspedida; Salpingoecidae
Exons: 7
Coding region: 9-932 (307 amino acids)
Molecular function (GO): GTP binding
Source: RefSeq, a predicted model, not a curated record
ACGGCGGCAUGAGAUGCGGGAUGGUGCCAGUUGUUUGGGGCAGAAGUCUUGUGCGACGGGCAUAUGCCCGGCCCGCAACCAUGCAGGGUUUGCUUGAAAAGGCCCAUGAACCAUUGAACGCACCUGCCAAACAGAGCAAACGGCCGAGGACGCCGCCGCCCAAGGCUGACGCCGAGGAUGCUCUUGGGCUCAGUCGCAUGGAAUUUGAGCAGCGCAUCAUGGCGGAGACUCCGGUGCACGCAAACAGCAACCCUUUUAGCGUGGGUGCACAGGCCGGAUUUCGACAGACCUGGAUGCGGGCCGCAGCCCAUGUGGCCUCCAACCGCCAAAAGUUCAAUGCCACACCCAUCCAACCGGCGCUCUUGGCCAAGCUGGAUGCCUUUGGCCUUGGCCGUGUGCCACCGGGUGAGCGUGGUAGCAAGCAGCAACUCAACGUCAAAACCAGGGAUGACUACCUGAAUGCUUCGCACAAAGAAGCAGAACAGUUUUUUCGGUCUCGACGCCUCAACUUUCUGGGUGCUGCAACCACGCCAGCGUCUUUCUUGCCCGCUUCCGACAAGCCUGUUUUUGAGGUGGCUUUUGCUGGUCGCUCCAACGUGGGAAAAUCGACACUCAUCAACUUGCUGACAAAGUCCAGCCCAGCACGUAGCCGCAAUAAACCUGGUGUUACACAGAGUAUCAACUUCUACCGAGUAACAGAUCAAGCUCGAGUUGUUGAUUUUCCAGGCUACGGCUUUGCCUUUGCCAACGAGGCCAAGCAGUCCCUGUGGCAGGACGCGAUUCGGGCCUACUUGCAAGAUCGCACCGAGCUUGAGCUCGUGUACCUAGUUCUCGGUGCGCUUGGCUUCACCCCGACGAAAAAAAAAAGCCAGAGGCGUGACUCACCCCGUGUCCUCGACUACACGCCAAGUCUGAUGAGUGGUGCGUGCUGA